AUUGUUGAUUGCAUUCAACAACUGACACGUUUUACACCGAUUAGACACCAAAGACUUGCCCACAUAUAUAAGUUAAUCUAUCACUCAUUCACUGAUCAACAAACCAAGAAAACAAAAUUACUGAUUAGGCCAAAUUUAUAUUUUUAUCAAAGAUGGAACAAACGUAUAUCAUGAUCAAGCCUGAUGGUGUUCAGAGAGGCCUGGUUGGCGAAAUCAUCGGCAGAUUUGAGAGGAGGGGUUUCAUUUUGAAAGGUAUGAAGCUCCUUACCGUGGAUAAAUCUUUAGCUGAGAAGCACUACGCGGAUCUCUCUACAAAACCCUUCUUCCAGAAAUUGGUCAACUACAUUGUGUCUGGUCCUGUUGUUGCCAUGGUUUGGGAGGGCAAGAAUGUAGUCACAACAGGUCGAAAGCUUAUUGGUGCAACAAAUCCUUGCGAGUCUGCUCCUGGCACUAUCCGUGGUGAUUUUGCCAUUGACAUGGGCAGGAACGUCAUUCAUGGCAGUGAUGCUGUUGAGAGUGCAAAGAAAGAAAUUGCCCUGUGGUUCCCAGAAGGCAUUGCAGAAUGGCAAAGCUGCAUCCGCUCUUGGGUCUAUGAGUAAAGUGGAUCGUGUUAAGCCAUCAGACCAUCGCUUUAGUUCCCUUUUCCCUCCCUAGCAAAGAUAAACAUUUGAGUCCCUGAAUCUUAUAAUUCCCCAUGGAGGAUCCUAGUAAUAAAUGGGAUAGUACCUGAAAGGGUCUAAUCUGUAUUUUCUUGUGUGAAAGUUUUAACAGUGGUAUAAACCAUAUUUUCCCUUGCUUUUUCAA
Molecule: messenger RNA, 804 nt
Organism: Daucus carota subsp. sativus
Lineage: Eukaryota; Viridiplantae; Streptophyta; Magnoliopsida; Apiales; Apiaceae
Product: nucleoside diphosphate kinase 1
Exons: 4
Coding region: 153-599 (148 amino acids)
Biological process (GO): UTP biosynthetic process; CTP biosynthetic process; GTP biosynthetic process
Molecular function (GO): nucleoside diphosphate kinase activity
Source: RefSeq, a predicted model, not a curated record